CAACCCGACGAGCGUUGCAGAAGUUGCAAGGACUCUUUCCUUGGAUGUUGUGCAACAAUCACAUGCUACCGAAGCCCCAAUGGAAAGUCCAAAAGACGAGGAACAAAAGCCAACGGCUACAAAGGCUCAACCGCCGGAAAAACCCACUCGCAAGCGGAAUCAAGUUAAAAUUCAGCCCAGGAUCAGGGCCCCAAAACCAACACCCACCGCUGUUCUGUGUGAAUUGACUCGCCUGAAGGCCCAGCAAAAAUACCUCGAAUGCAAUCAAGUCAAGCUGAAUCCCAAUAAUUUCAUACUCAAAGAUGACACGGACACGGACACGGACUCAAAGACGAGACCUUGCGAAGAGCCGGAAACUGGCCAAAAUCCACGGCCCACCAGUUCCUCCACUGCAGAUCUCAUAAGUUUGAUCAACGAAAUCGAACAGGAAAAACUGGUGCUCAAUGAAAAACUGAAGCUAUAUUGCAGCGAAAAGCGCGGAGAGCUGCAGGAUAUGUGGCACUAUGUGGCCACCAUUAAAGAGGACGUCUUUCGGCCAGAACGUCUUAGCCAAUAUACAGUGAACGCUCUGCGGGAAAGAAUCGUUGGCCUAAAUGCCCAAUUGUACCGCUUGGCUGCUCAGAACUCGAAGGAACUCGAAGAAUUGAAGGCGCAGUACGAUAAACUGGAAAGCGAAAAUAAAAUGUUGUGGAAAGGUAGCAUGUAGAUUAAAACACAGCAUCCUUGGAUUAGUUCUUAUAGUUUUCAUAGAUAGUAGCUAAAGAUGCAAACUAAAGUUAAAUAAGUUUAAAAACGGGUCUCACUCAAUUGUCAUUUAUUUCUUUCACUUUGUUCAUCACAAUCGUCCCAAAAAUGUAUAUUGUACUAUAACUUAACAAAG
Molecule: messenger RNA, 880 nt
Organism: Drosophila erecta
Lineage: Eukaryota; Metazoa; Arthropoda; Insecta; Diptera; Drosophilidae
Exons: 1
Coding region: 80-706 (208 amino acids)
Source: RefSeq, a predicted model, not a curated record